AUGUCUGCAUUUGAAACCUUACACAUGCGUAAGGUUUUUGACGUGACUGGGCUAGAAGGGAAGGGAAGUCAACAUCCCUUUGGUGCCAUGAACCUCCCUCAGACGCCAACAGUGGCCCAGAUUGGAAUCUCUGUGGAACUGCUGGAGAACCUUGCUCAGCAGACUCCUGUUGCAAGUGCUGCUGUGUCAUCAGUAGAUUCAUUCACGGAGUUCACUCAGAAGAUGUUGGAUAACUUCUAUAAUUUUGCUUCUUCAUUUGCCAUUACUCAGGCACAGAUGACCCCAAAUCCUUCUGAAGCUUUCAUCCCUGCAAAUGUAGUUCUGAAAUGGUAA
This is a messenger RNA of Phaethon lepturus (White-tailed tropicbird), 333 nucleotides long. RefSeq names its product protein Hikeshi-like. Gene Ontology annotation, cellular component: nucleus; cytosol. The transcript has 3 exons. The record is from RefSeq and is a predicted model, not a curated record. Bases 1 to 333 code for a protein of 110 amino acids. Gene Ontology annotation, biological process: protein import into nucleus. Gene Ontology annotation, molecular function: nuclear import signal receptor activity; Hsp70 protein binding. NCBI's taxonomy places the organism in Eukaryota, Metazoa, Chordata, Aves, Phaethontiformes, Phaethontidae.